UGGGCAAUGAGAAGACGCAUAAUAUAUUCGCAAAACUCAGCAGGUCAGGCAGCAUCCGUGGAGAAGAAUAAACAUUUGAAGUUUUGGAUUAGGACCGCAAGGAAUAGAAAGUAAUGUGGCAAUACCUAGAAUUUCUGUCCCCUUAUUUCCAGUCCGAUGAAAAGCCUUGGCCUGCAAUUUUGACCGUUUAUUCUCCACCAUAGAUGCUGCAUGACAUGCUGAGUACCUCCAGCAUUUUGUGAGUUUCUCUAGAGAUUUUCCAAGGAAGGGCUUGACCAGGCAGGCAGACAGUAACCCAGAGCAAAGCGGUGGUGAUGGGCAGUACCAGGAGAGUGAUGGUGAUGGUUUACUAUAUUCUCAGGAAUAAGCAGAUUACUUUCCAAACAGAGCGGUAUAUUCCCGGGGACACGAAAGAGCAGCUUCAACACAUGGAACUAUACCCUCUCCUACGCCCCUGGCACUACCACAAGCCCAUUCCUCCUACCACCUCCCCACCUGCAUAUGCAUAUUUUGGACUGAGUUUGGUGGUCUUUAGUUUCCAGAGAGAAAGUUACUGCCCAAUAUGGCGUCAGUAAUUUAUUUAAUUUCCCCAUUGUGCUUCACAGUCUCGAGCUCAGUGAUCACCGAUCUCCUGGCAAGCUGGGACGAUUUCCAGCUGCUGCAGUUGACGGACUUCUACCGGGACAGGCUGGAACUGGCGAUGGAAGGAGGGGUGCACGGAGUGAGCCUGGCGUUAACGGCCGAGAAUCAGUUCAGUGGAGAGGAACAUCGGAAAAUCUCUGAUCUCGCUGAUAAGGGAGAGCGGGCGGACAGUUCUAAACUCCUCAUGAGCCUGGUGAUGGAGAAAGGCUCCCGUGCCCAGAGGGUGAUGUGGAAAACCUUUGUGAAAAUGCGGAUUGGUGUCCCAAAUUUGGACAAAAUACUGAAGGAAAUGCAGAUAUAUGGUUGUGAUCCCUCCCAUCGACCAAAUCCCGGUCAACUUUUACAAGAGGUUCUCAGUGAGCUGAAAGAUGUUCAACAGAAACACAAGGAGACUCUGCGGGCAAAAACUGAAACACUGAGAGUGAACACAAUCCUGAUGAGGGAGAAGGUGAAGGUUUUCCAACUGGUUGAUCGAUACGCUGAGCUCACGAUCAUUUCUACUGUUCGAGAUCGGACACUGGUGGAACAUGAGCUGCUGGCAAGAGGCAGAGACCACGAGGAGUGGAGAGAGAAAUAUCUCCGUGGAGAGCUGGAAAAAUUCGGGACUGAAACAUUGUUCCAGAGCAGUAACUCCAAAUCUGGGAGCUCGGCAGCAGUGGCUGGAGCCCCGGGGAUCGGGAAAACAACGAUGGUACAAAAGAUUGUUUACGACUGGGCCACAGGGAAAAUAUACCAACAAUUCCAGUUUGUGUUCAGUUUCAAAUUCCGGGAUUUAAACUCCAUUAACCGUCAAACAAGCCUGAUGGAACUGAUUCUGGAUCAGUAUCCUUACUUUGGGAAUAUCCUGAGAGAGGUCUGGAAGAACCCAAAGAGAUUGCUGUUUAUAUUUGAUGGUUUGGAUGAAUUCAAGCACAGAAUCGAUUUUGCUGACAGUCAGAGAGACACAGAACGCAAGCACCAGUGCCCAGAUCCCAAGUGCUGGUGUGAAGUGUCUGACAUUGUGUACAGUUUAAUCCAGGGCAAGCUGCUCCCAGGGUGUUCAGUGCUGGUGACCACCCGCCCCACUGCGUUAGAUUUAUUGAAAAAGGGUGAGAUCAGUGUCUGGGCUGAAAUCCUGGGAUUUGUUGGUGAGGAACGGAAGCAAUAUUUCAUCAGGCAUUUUGAAGAUCAGACGGUGGCUGCAGCUGUUUUCAAAUACAUGCAGGAGAACGAGAUCCUGUACACCAUGAGCUACAACCCCUCCUACUGCUGGAUCCUCGCUCUGGCAUUGAGCCCCUUCUUCACACAAAAUAUCAGGGACCCGCAGAAAGUUCCCAAGACCAUCACCCAACUGUACUCCUACUAUAUUUACAACAUCCUGAAAAACCACGGCCGAGAGAUCGAGAACCCCCGUGAAGUGUUACUCAGGGUUGGUCAGAUGGCCUUCAGAGGAGUGUCCGAGAAGAAGAUUGUGUUUACAGAUGGAGAUUUGAUCAAGUACAAUCUGCAGCCUUCCCAGAUCCUGUCCGGGUUCUUGAUGGAGCUUUUGGAGAGGGAGGAUUCUGGCCGGUGCGUGGUGUACACAUUCCCACACCUCACCAUCCAAGAGUUUAUAGCUGCAGUUGCACAAUUCCUGACUAUACAUCCCGGGGAUAUCCUGAAAUUUCUCACUGAAGCCCACAAGACGACAGAUGGGCGAUUUGAGGCAUUUCUCCGUUUUAUUGCUGGUCUCUCCUCCCCACUGACAGCUCGGGGCCUGGAGGAGUUUCUGGGUCCAUUUCCUCAUCAAACAACCUGCCGGGUGAUUGACUGGGUGAGGGAGGAGGUUAAACGCCAGAGUGGUAACACGAGGAGCGAAGCUGGUAAAAGGAGCCUCCUGAACACAUUACACUACCUGUUUGAGUCUCAAAAUUGUGGGCUGGCUCAGGCCACAAUGGGAUCUGUGGAAACACUUUCAUUCAGUCGAAUGUUACUGACCCCGAUUGACUGCGCGGUCCUGUCUCAUGCCAUCGGAAUCUGUGAUACAAUAAAACAUCUCGACCUUUUGGACUGCCACAUUCAGUGUGAAGGAAUCCAGCGGCUGGGGCCCGGGCUGCACAAGUGCCAGGAGUUGAGUGAUGAAAAUCCCUCAGACCCACCGUUGGAAUCACUUGAUUCAUCAAAUUGUCUGUUUGAGUUUAGACUUGGGUGGAAUGAACUGGGAGAUUCAGGAGUGGAACUGGUGUCUGCGGCUCUGAUCAACCCGGAGUGUAAAAUACAGAAACUGUGGCUAAACCACGUGGGUAUCACCGAUUCUGGUGCUGAGGAUCUCAUCUCCGCACUCAGUACAAACCGGUCACUGACAGUUCUGAACCUGAGUGGUAAUGACCUGGGAGAUUCAGGAGUGGAACUGGUGUCUGCGGCUCUGAGGAACCCAGAGUGUAAAACACAGAAACUGGGUACUAACCGAUCACUGACGGAACUGGACCUGAGUCGGAAUGAACUGGGAGAUUCUGGAGUGAAACUGGUGUCUGCGGCUCUGGGAAAUGCAGAGUGUAAGAUACAGAAACUGGACCUGGACGAUGUUGGUCUCGGAGACGCUGGUGCGGAAUAUCUCGCCUCCGCUCUCAAUACAAACAGGUCACUGACGCAGCUGAACCUGAAUGGAAAUAAACUGGGAGAUUCAGGAGUGAAACUGGUGUCUGCAGCUCUGAGGAACCCGGAAUGUAAAAUACAGAAACUGCAGCUGUGGGGUGUUGGUCUCACAGAUUCCGGUGCUGAAGAUCUCGUCUCCACUCUCAGUAUGAACCGGUCACUGACAGGGCUAAACCUCGGAUGGAACUCACUCAAAGACCGAUCUGCUCCCGCUCUCUGCCGCCUCAUAGAGACCCUCCCGAAUCUGGAGCGGAUCGAGCUGCGGUACAAUCAGUUCAGUUGGAAUGGAAAGGAGGAACUGAGGUCUCUGCAGGAACGCAGACCUGGACUGGACGUGAUCCUGUGAACAUCUGCUUGUGGGAUGGGAAGAUUUUACCCUCCCUUUUAAUGGCAGCCCUGUAGAUUUAACUCCCAAUGUUUGUAAUGGACCCUGUCUCCAGACAAGACCUCGGCGAUGACUGAAGUGAUCUGCAGACACGUAGUCCCACAUUCCCUGCGGCGGCACAGCUUUCGCUGGAUGUCCGGGUGCAGGUUUCGCCAGGGGGACCCUUGGGAAUUACACCACGAGGGUUGGGAGUCUGGCCGAUAUAAUACCUCGACAGUGACCCUGGAUCUGCAGCAAUCUCAGACGCUGCCCUGAUGUGUGAUUUUAUAAUCAUCAGUUCCCCGAUGCAGAAUGACGGUGAGAAACGGGAGUGAUUAUUCAACCUGUCACUCGUUGUCACUGUUCAGUUUAUUGUGAGUGACUCUCAGUAAAUCGGCAGCAGCUUAUUUAUUCCCCCAAACCGGUAGGACACAUGUUGUUUAAUACAUAUUUGACAUGAUAAAAUAAAUUAAUCUUCCUGUCUUGAUGUCUGACCUGAGUUGUAUUUGAUGCAUAGUGACCUGAGGUUACUGCUGACCCAUGAACCACAUUCACUGCAACAGUUGUCCUGAGCUCCUCACAGUGGCA
Hypanus sabinus (Atlantic stingray) is the source of this 4207-nucleotide messenger RNA. RefSeq names its product NACHT, LRR and PYD domains-containing protein 3-like. The coding region runs from base 563 to 3601 and encodes 1012 amino acids. Lineage: Eukaryota; Metazoa; Chordata; Chondrichthyes; Myliobatiformes; Dasyatidae. The record is from RefSeq and is a predicted model, not a curated record. Gene Ontology annotation, cellular component: cytoplasm. The transcript is spliced from 10 exons. Gene Ontology annotation, molecular function: protein binding.